Nerophis lumbriciformis (worm pipefish) is the source of this 1881-nucleotide messenger RNA. The record is from RefSeq and is a predicted model, not a curated record. NCBI's taxonomy places the organism in Eukaryota, Metazoa, Chordata, Actinopteri, Syngnathiformes, Syngnathidae.
AUGCAAGUCGCGAAAAAAUACUUCACAGAAGGCCUGAUUCAGUUGACCAUCUUGCUCAGUUUGAUUGGAGUUCGCGUGGACAUCGACAGCUACCUAAGCGGCUACUAUUCGCCUCUCAUUGAGAUUAACUUGGGUCCUAGCUCAGCCUACACCCAGACACCCUUCCAUAAUUUGAGAGACACUCUCGGGGGGUACGCCGUGCACCCCAAAUGCCCCGAGUUGGACUAUUUCUUUGCGAGUCGCCGGCUUCUAGAGGAGGUUAGGACUCUCGGUUCUCCGCGGUUCCCCACGCAGCUCAACGCAUGGCUGGUGCACCAAGUGUCGCCUGUCGACAAGUCUGACAGUGGGCAGCCUUCAUCUAGCGGCAGCACAAACACCGAACCAGACACAGAGAGCUCAGAGUACCAAAGCAACGAUGAAAGGAACCAGGAACUGCAGCAAACAUCUUCAUCUGGGCCAUGUGUCAGCAGGCUUGUAAAAGAGGAGGAUGAUUUCGUUAAAGAGGAAGAGGAAUCUGCUCCUGUCACUCAAUUGGCACUUAGUUCCACUUUGGAACAAGAGAGUGCGCUCGAUGGCAUCGGCACGCUAUGCGAGCCAACGUGUCACCCACCCGCCUCGACUGACUUUGACCAGCACUGGAGCAGUUUCCUCUCCAUGCCCGUAUCUAACCUUGACGACAUGGACUCCCUCGUUACUGAACGCCUGUCUGACCUGGACAUGGACGGCGGUAUCAGCCUGGAUACCACUUUGCUGGACGCCAUGGUUAAUGGCGGUGGGACAUUCGACGCAAGGCAACAAAGGCCGUUGUUCCGCCAGGAGUCCACCGGUUCAUCCUGCUCAAGCGCCUCGCCGGGGAUGGCGCUAGGCCUGGCCGCGCUCCCCUUCGCCUCAGUGUGUAACUUAAAUGGCGGCACGUCAUCGCGAAGUACACUGGGCGACUGCCUGGACGAGGCCGUGUUUGACGAGAUAAAUCAACUAGGAUUGGAGGGUUUGGAAAGUAUGGACUCCCAGCUGAUGGGCUCUUUGGGAAGCAUAAAUCCAGAGUUCCUCGAAGAUUUGGACUCGGACUCUGGGCUCUCGCUGGAGAGCAGUUCUGGAGGUCCAGUCUCCCCAGGCUCGUCCGAAAUGUCCUCUUCAUCCAGUUCAUACUGCGAAGAUGAGUGUGGAGCCACAGGUUACAGCAGCGAGGCGGAAUCGCCGCCCCCGAAAGGCAUUCCAGAUCACAGCACCGCGUGGCCCCGCAUGGAUCUUGGCGAAAGCGUGUGGCACGAUCACAGCUACUCAUCUUCGGCAUUCUUCAACCCACAGCCGGUCACGCUUCCACACAAGGGUAUUAAGAAGGAACCACUAAGCGAAGACGAAGGCCCCGGUUGCGAAGAGCGAGAGAUGAGUCGCGACGAACUGCGCGCCCGCGCUAUGUGCAUCCCGUUUUCUGUCCUGGAGAUCGUCAACAUGCCCGUAGAGGAGUUCCUGGAGAUCGUGGACGGGCACGGCUUCUCCCCCGAACAGGUGACGCUCCUCAGGGACAUCCGGCGGCGGGGAAAGAACAAGCUAGCGGCGCAGAAUUGCCGAAAACGCAAACUGGACGCCAUCACGGGGCUCCAGGAGGAAGUGGACCGGCUCCACGCCCAAAGAGACAGAUUGCUGAGGGAAAAACAGAUCACGGCCAAGACCAUGGGCGCUGUCGGGCAGCAGAUACGACAGCUCACCAGAGACGUCCUGGCUCGCCUCAGAGAUGAUUCGGGACAACCCCUCAACCCGGACCUGUUCACCCUGCAGUGCGGGGCCAACGGGAGGGUGGUCGUUCAGCCUGUGAGAAGGCCCGCCGUCUCCUCGAGCGGCAAUAAAACGGACAAAAGGAAGAAAGGCAAAAAGCAGUGA